This is a messenger RNA of Didymella exigua CBS 183.55, 1569 nucleotides long. RefSeq lists its product as uncharacterized. The transcript has 2 exons. Gene Ontology annotation, cellular component: ESCRT III complex; cytoplasmic side of plasma membrane; multivesicular body. NCBI's taxonomy places the organism in Eukaryota, Fungi, Ascomycota, Dothideomycetes, Pleosporales, Didymellaceae. The record is from RefSeq and is a predicted model, not a curated record. The coding region runs from base 1 to 1569 and encodes 522 amino acids. Gene Ontology annotation, biological process: vesicle budding from membrane; late endosome to vacuole transport via multivesicular body sorting pathway.
AUGUUGAAGCGCAAGAUCUCGGACUAUGACGCGUCUGAUUUGUCGAUGUUCGGCGAUGUUCCCGUCCGCAACAAGCGACUUUAUCGACGCAAGAACAGCGAUAAACAACAGUGGUCGCCACAACCACAGACCACCAUGAGCGAGCUGCUGGAUUUUGUUCUGCAGCACGAGGAAGCCUUCAAGAAUCAAGGGCGCCUUGCGUCGCUAUAUGCGGACUUCCGGCAGCAGCUCGAGAUCAACCCAGACGGCUACCACGCCAACAUCGCAGCCUGGACGAAAGCCCUGACCGACGCCGCGCGUGCGGGCGUGAUACCCACACAAGGAACGACCCACGAUCUUCUCAACAUCCGGACCGCAGACGACCUCGCACGGGCACUGCAGCAUCCCCAGCAUGGAAAGCCCACCUGUCUACCGGCCGUGUUCCACGAGGCGGUGCAGAAGAAGGAGAUGAUGUUACUGAAAGACUUCCUGAAUUCGAAGACGAGCAUAUACAAGACCUCGUGGAUACCGACACCGUGGUCGGCGCUGCAGUGGAGUCUGCGAACGGUGGGCGUACUAGGCCAGGCUGGCCCGCCAGAUAAGCUCGCUGUCAAGAACUACGUGGUCUUGAAGAAUGUUGAGGUAGCUGGCGACGAGAUUUUGAAGGCAAUGAAGAAGCACACAUCGACCGCCGACCGAGUCCUCUCCAGACGAAACUUCCUCGAACGCUUCUCGCACACUCUCAACCCCGCCGCGCCCCUCACAAACAACGAUCUCAAUAUUAUCCUCGUCUUUUUGCACCGAGACAAGCAGGCCAUAUCCUACGAUGCGCAGACGAUCAAGUUCAAGCCCGAGCACGAAGCACAGCCCCUCCACAUCACCGAAGAAGACGCCGCAAUCGCAGGCCUGCGCGACACUCUCGCAAACAUCAACGCCCAGAUCCCACCGUUGAUAGAGAAAAUCACAUCCGCAGACGCCGCAGCCCGCGAAGCCGUUGCAUCGAAGCAGAUGGUGCGCGCCAAAGCCGCCUUGCGGUCGAAGAAGCUCGCCGAGACAGCGCUUGCACAACGCUCGGACGUCGCCUUACAACUGGAAGGUGUGUACGCGCAGCUCCAGCAAGCGGCAGAUCAAGUCGAGAUUGUGGAGGCUAUGCGCGCUGGUGCUGCGGCGCUCAAGGGUCUUAACGAGAAGGUUGGCGGCGCGGAGGGUGUACAGGGUGUUGUGGAUGCUGUCAACGAGCAGAUGGCGACUACAGGGGAGAUCACAAAUAUCAUCAACGAGACAGACACCACGAUCGACGAAGUGGACAUUGAGGACGAGUUCGAAGCGCUUGAGCAGGCGGAGAAGGAAAAGAAGGAGCAAGAAGAAGCCGCGAAGACAGCGGCGAAACUCGCACAGCUUGAAGAGGCGGAGGGGAAGCAGAAGGAGCAGCAGGCCAAGACUGCGGCGAUGGCGCAGAAGCAGCCGGAGGAUGAGGUGGUGGAAGAGAGGGUCGAGCAGGCUUCACAGGGCAUUGCAAGGAUGUCGUUUCAGCAGCAGGAUGGCCAGGUCGAAGGCGAAGACAGUCAGCGUGUAUCAGCUUAUGCCUGA